AUGGCGACGUCGACCGCUUCGUCGACGGCGACGCCGACGCGUCGACCCAAAGUCCGAGCGCGCGGUCGUCCGCGACGCGACGGACGCGCGACGGCGCGCGCGGUCGGUCCCGGCGGCGGUGACGCGGACACCAUCGUCGGCGUCGCCACGGCGACCGCGGGCGCGGUGGGGGGGGUCGCGAUCGUGCGCCUGAGCGGCCCGAACGCGUUGACGAUCGCGAGCGACGUCUUCGCGGUCGGGCGGGGGGGGAAGGGCGUGGAGACGUGGGAGAGUCAUCGCGCGACGUACGGACGGGUGACGGAGGCGGACGGACGGGCGAUCGAUGAGGCGAUCGCGAUCGCGUUCAUCGCGCCGAGAAGUUACACGGCGGAGGAUGUGGUGGAGUUGCACUGUCACGGGGGGGCGGUGUGCGUGCAGAGGACGUUGAUGCGGUGUCGGGAACUCGGCGCGCGGACGGCGCGGAGAGGCGAGUUUACGUUGAGAGCGUUCUUGAACGGACGGUUGGAUUUAGCGCAGGCGGAGGCGGUGCACGCGCUCGUGAGCGCGCGAACGACGGCGGGGGCGGAUAGCGCGUUGGCGGCGAUGCGGGGGGGGCUGACGACGCCCGUGAGCGAGGCGCGGCGGACGUGCGUCGAUUUGCUCGCCGAGCUCGAGGCGCGACUGGAUUUUGACGACGAGAUGGUGCCUUUAGACGUCGAAGCUAUCGAGAGAAAGGCGAGUGAGGCGCGGGAAAAAAUUCGUGAGGUCUUGCAAACGGCCAAGCGCGGUGCCUUGCUCGAGACCGGGGUCACGGUGGCGAUUUUGGGACGACCAAACGUCGGCAAAUCCCGGUUGCUCAACGCGCUCACGCGAAGCGAGCGCUCUAUCGUGACCUCUCGAGAGGGAACGACGCGAGACGUCGUCGAGGCGUCGAUGAACGUCGCCGGUAUUCCCGUCGUCCUACUCGACACCGCUGGGAUUCGUAGUGAGACGGAUGACGAAGUUGAGCAAAUCGGCGUCGAGCGCUCGAGAGCCGCCGCCGCGGGAGCGGACGUCGUCGCUCUCGUGGUCGACGCCUCGCGAGGAUGGGUGAGUGAGGAUUAUGAUAUCUGGAAGAGUGAGAUUGCGGCGAACGAGCGCGCGCGCGGAGCGGCGAUUCUCGUCAUCAACAAGACGGAUGUCGCCGACGCGGAAAACGCGACACCGCCCGCGGACGUCGUCGAUAGCUUUAGUGACGUGGUUCGCAUCAGCGCCGCGACGGGUGAUAACCUCGUCGAGUUGGAGAGAGCACUCGCGCGCUGCAUAACCGGAGACGUCGUGAACACCGAGAGCGAGUCCUGGGCGGUGAACCAGCGCCAGGCGGAGGCUUUGCACGUCGCCCUGGACUCGCUCGAUCGACUCCGAGACACCAUCGACGCGGACAUGCCGCUGGAUUUCUGGACCAUCGACUUGCGCGAGGCCGCAUUCGCCCUCGGCACCGUCACGGGCGAGGACGUUACCGAGGAUGUCCUGGACACAAUCUUUGAGCGCUUUUGUAUCGGCAAGUGA
This is a messenger RNA of Ostreococcus tauri, 1527 nucleotides long. RefSeq names its product tRNA modification GTPase MnmE domain 2. Gene Ontology annotation, biological process: tRNA methylation; tRNA wobble uridine modification. Lineage: Eukaryota; Viridiplantae; Chlorophyta; Mamiellophyceae; Mamiellales; Bathycoccaceae. Gene Ontology annotation, cellular component: cytoplasm; cytosol. Bases 1 to 1527 code for a protein of 508 amino acids. The transcript has a single exon. The record is from RefSeq and is a predicted model, not a curated record. Gene Ontology annotation, molecular function: GTPase activity; GTP binding; protein binding.